AUGGAAAGGCUUGCUGAGGCUGUUAACGAAGCUACAGGUCGUUCAGUUUAUCCAGUUGCUGAUUUAGCGCCGUGCAAUGAACUAAUCAAUGAGUAUACGACGAAAUUACUGUUUCAGAACUGCUUCCCUACGUUGUUUCCUGAUGCAAUGGGAGGACUUAAUCCUGUGAAGAAAAAAGAACAUCGGAUUCAUGAGUACAAACUGGCUGACAACUGCUGUCACCUCAUGAAAUGGUACGACCGCCGUUUUGCGAUUCACCCCACGUUUAAAUUUUUUUGUUUGAACUUGAUUCAACGUAGACAGAUAGACGGAUUAAUUCGCCGCAUCCUAGACACUUUAAAACCUUACUUUCGUAGUGUUCGCGGCAGCGGGCUGUAUUGGGCGAAUGUUCGAGAUGAUUUAAUGGCGAUGCUUGGCAAUAGGGUCAUUCCAAGUCGUUGGCCAACAUUCUUCUUGACAUUAAGCGCAGCAGACUCGAUUUGGCCUGACUUUUUUGUUGCAUGUGAUCCGUCACUAACGUUGGAGACAGCCCGUCACUUGAACUCCAAAACGAGGCAGCAAUAUUUGAAUCAAUGCCCAGAUAUUGCAGCCAGAUACUUCAGUCGUAGAUUUAAAGCAUUCUUUGAG
Phytophthora sojae is the source of this 627-nucleotide messenger RNA. RefSeq lists its product as hypothetical. The annotation marks the transcript as partial. The transcript has 2 exons. NCBI's taxonomy places the organism in Eukaryota, Oomycota, Peronosporomycetes, Peronosporales, Peronosporaceae. The record is from RefSeq and is a predicted model, not a curated record.